Schistosoma mattheei is the source of this 813-nucleotide messenger RNA. The record is from the annotation of a GenBank genome assembly. NCBI's taxonomy places the organism in Eukaryota, Metazoa, Platyhelminthes, Trematoda, Strigeidida, Schistosomatidae.
AUGUAUUUUUGCUUCCUUGUUUGCAACUCUACUCGUCCUGAUUAUCUAUGGAUAAUUCUACGUGAUCCGAAAUUUCCAGACUUUCUAUCCUGGUGUUUGGAUGCAUCUCAGUGGGCUUUAUUAGGCACAGCUGUAUGUUAUAUAAUAUUGGCAUGUAAUGCGGUGUGCAUAUCUAGACGAAAUGGGGAAUCAAACAACGAAACUACGAUUCCUUAUAAAUUUGUUUGGCUAUUAUAUACAUGCAGCGUGAAUUGCGUGUAUUCAACAAUGACACUGCAUUGGAUGUUUAGUGGUCAUCAAUCUUCCCUUGAACAAACAUUGAAACAUAGCAUACCUGGUUGUUUAAUAUUGAUGGAUUUAUUUUUAAACAGUAUUCCAUUAUAUAUAUGUCAUACAUUCUAUCCUGUAAUUGUACAUCUAAUCUAUUUGGCUGUUGCAACAUUAAGCCUAUAUUUAGCGUAUACAAUUGGUAAUCUGGAUAAAACUACACCGUUUCCUUCAAAUCCAACUGUAUUCAUUGGUGGACAUGCAUUGUUACCAAAUGGUUAUCAAGAUUUUUCAAAUAUACCACGUAUAUUUAUCGUUUUGUUAGGAGCUAUCUUUAUUGGUAUUAUGAUACAUUGUAUUCUAUUAACAUUAGUCAUCACUCGAGAUUUUCUUGCAAGUUUAUGUCAACAAAGUACUACUGUAUGGUAUGAUUCUAAUGAUGAUGUAGCAUAUUUAAUGGAUAACAGUACAACCACAUUAGAUCUGUUAAGUCGACAGUCAUCAUCAUCAACUGGUGUACACAAUUUAAAUGAAAAACUAAAAUGA